AGUCACGAGUGUCUGUUAUUGUCCUAAGAUUUAUUGUCAUUAUCCCGUUUAACCUUGUCAGUAACAGUAGUCUGUGUCAUUGACAUUUCAAAUGGGUGAAACCGGUGAGGUCCAAGCUCCUGUUUCGGAUUCAGAGAAACCGAAGAGACAACCGAGCUCCAGGAACUUAAAGAGGAAGUUUUCAGCUGAAGAAGAGUCUCCCCCCGAGAACAACAGCAGGAGUGUGCGACGGUCACUGCGAAGAGGAAGCUCGUUCACCUUCCUCACCCCGGGACCACAAUGGGACUUCAGCCUGAAACGGAAGCGCAGAGAGAAGGAUGACAGCGACGCCGUCAGCCUCUGCAGCUUCGACUUUAAGGUAAAACACAUCGGCUGA
Messenger RNA from Toxotes jaculatrix (banded archerfish), 376 nucleotides. Its product is annotated as neuroepithelial cell-transforming gene 1 protein-like. The transcript has 3 exons. Lineage: Eukaryota; Metazoa; Chordata; Actinopteri; Toxotidae. Bases 92 to 376 code for a protein of 94 amino acids. The record is from RefSeq and is a predicted model, not a curated record.